This is a messenger RNA of Cololabis saira (Pacific saury), 3856 nucleotides long. RefSeq names its product FMR1 autosomal homolog 1 (gene fxr1). Bases 28 to 2124 code for a protein of 698 amino acids. Gene Ontology annotation, biological process: regulation of alternative mRNA splicing, via spliceosome; regulation of dendrite morphogenesis; regulation of modification of synaptic structure. The transcript has 18 exons. Lineage: Eukaryota; Metazoa; Chordata; Actinopteri; Beloniformes; Belonidae. The record is from RefSeq and is a predicted model, not a curated record. Gene Ontology annotation, cellular component: presynapse; dendritic filopodium; neuronal cell body. Gene Ontology annotation, molecular function: translation regulator activity; protein homodimerization activity; mRNA 3'-UTR binding.
CGUCCCAGCAUCCUUUGCGUGUCCAAUAUGGAAGAACUGGCGGUGGAGGUCCGUGGCUCUAACGGCGCUUAUUACAAGGGUCUUGUCAAAGAUAUCCACGAUGACUCUCUCACCAUUGCCUUUGAAAACAAUUGGCAGCCAGAACGCCAGGUGCCCUUUGUUGAUGUCAGAUUGCCGCCACCUGCUGAUGUCAAGAAGGAAAUCGGGGAGGGUGAGGAGGUGGAGAUCUUCUCCAGAGCCAAUGAGCAGGAGCCUUGUGGUUGGUGGUUAGCUAAAGUCCGCAUGAUGAAGGGAGAUUUCUACGUGAUUGAGUACGCGGCCUGUGAUGCCACCUACAACGAGAUAGUUACCUUUGAGCGUCUGCGUCCGGUCAACACCAACAAGGCCGUCACUAAGAACUCUUUUCACAAGUGCGCUGUUCCUAUUCCUCAGGAUUUACAAGAAGUGUGCCAGAGUGAGAAUGCGCACAAAGACUUCAAGAAAGCCGUGGGAGCUUGUCGAAUUUCAUUCUGCCCUGAGACCAGUCAGCUCCUGAUCGUGUCCACCAAUGAGACAACAGUGAAGCGCGUGUCUUUGCUGAGUGAUAUGCACCUGAGGAGCCUCAGAACCAAGCUGCUUCUAAUAUCACGCAACCAGGAGGCCACAAAACACCUGGAGACCUCUAGGCAGCUGGUAUCAUCCUUCCAGGAGGAAUUCACAGUGAGACUGGAUCUGAUGGGUCUGGCCAUCGGCAGCCACGGUAGCAACAUCCAGCAGGCACGGAAAGUUCCUGGUGUCACUGCCAUCGAGUUGGAUGAGGAGACGGGCACAUUCAGGAUUUAUGGGGAGACGGCUGAGGCUGUAAAGAAGGCCCGGAACUUUUUGGAGUUUCUGGAGGAUUCUGUCCAGGUGCCCAGGAACCUUGUUGGCAAAGUGAUCGGUAAGAAUGGAAAAGUCAUCCAGGAGAUUGUGGAUAAGUCCGGUGUGGUAAGGGUCAGGAUUGAAGGAGACAAUGACAACAAGCAGCCCAGACAAGAAACACAGGGAAUGGUCCCUUUCACCUUUGUUGGUACUAAGGAGAGUAUUAGCAACGUUCAGGUCUUAUUGGAGUACCAUAUCUCUUACCUGAAUGUAAGGCUUCAAAAUGAAGUUGAGCAGCUUCGUCUGGAGCGGAUGCAUAUUGAUGACCAGUUGCGUCAGAUCACCCAGGGUCACCGGCCGGACAGGGAGAGAGGAGAGAGGGGGGAUAGAGGAGGGGGACAAAAUACAGACAACAGUGCUAAUUCCUCCUCAACCUCCGUACAUGGCAGCCGCUCCUACAACAGUCGAGGUCGUGGGCGCAGAGGCCAUGGUUACAGUACUGGAUAUGGCACCAACUCGGAGCAUUCAAAUGCUUCUGAAACUGAUUCUGAACGGCGUGAUGAGCUCAGUGAUUGGUCCCUGGCUGGAGAGGAUCAGGACAGGGAGAGGGAGAGAGGUUCUCGACCACAAAGAGAUGGCCGCAGGAGACCAGGACCUGGCAGAGGUAGAGGAGGGCCUGGAGGGAGGGGCAGAGGAGGAAGAGGAGGAUACAGCAACUAUUCUGGCCCCCGGGAUCAUGAUGACAACAACCCCUACGGAGCCUUGGAGACAAACACGGAGACAGACCAGACAGCUGAUACGGAUGCUAGUGAGUCCGUCUUGCCUGCAAACCGCCGUCGAAGGUCUCGACGACGCCGGACGGAUGAGGACACAACGCUGAUGGACGGGAUGAGUGAAUCUGACAAUGCUUCAAUGAGUGAAAAUGGAAUAGACGACUCAGAAGCUAAACCUCAACGUCGCAAUCGUAGCCGCCGUCGCCGCAUCCGCCUGCCUGAAGAAAGGCAGCCAGUGACUGUGGCGGACUACAUAUCCAGGGCUGAAUCUCAGAGCAGACAGAUGGCCGCCAAGGCCACUAAGAAGAGCAAGGAUGUGAGCCAGGUGGACGUUAUUACCGAGCACAGCCCUCAGUCUGUCCCAGCGUCUACCAACGGUUCUAACAACGGCGUUUCCGACAGCGUAGACGACAAACCCACAGAAACCCCCGGGUCUCCCGCUGAGAGACCUGCCAAUGUCUCCUACGAGGAGGACUCAGACCCGAAACCUGCUGUCAAUGGACUCUCCUAGUCAGACACAAGCAAAGGAAAUGGUUUCAAAUAUUUGAACUUUUUUGGCUGCGUUUGUUAAAAAUCUCCAUUUCUGUGGAGCAGCCUCGUAAGUUGAUCUUGACUUUUAAACACAAGCACUCUUCUUUUUGUACUUAAAUAUUUGAAACCUACUCUGCUGCACAACAUGUAGAGUUCUGAAACCUUAACCUCCCCUUUACAUGUUUACCUGUACAACUAUUCAUUUUACUACAGUUCUUUUUCUUUUUACAAUAGUUCUUCCUGUAUGAGCUUGCCAAAGAUAGUCAAACACUUACAGACAUGUACGUAAACUGUACUUUUCAAUCCACUCUUCACCAAGACGUCGGGGAGAGGCUGGACUAAAUACAGUAUUUUAAAAAUGCAGACAGGGAUUCCACUCAAACCCAUACUGUGAUAUGAAUGCAGCAGUUCUUUUUUAUUAGUCAAUAUAGUAUAUCUCAGCAAAGUUGUAAAACAACAUUUGGCCUUCAUCAGGAUGACUUCCAAGUUGCUUACACAAUUUUUUUUUUUUUUUUUUUAGGAUUUUUUGUGCAUUUUAAAUAUUUUGUAAAUUAAAUGUUCUGCAUGAGUGGCACCACAGUGCAGAAAGGUUUGCUGGAAACCCAAGUAUAAUUGACAUACAAGUGAUCAGCUGUUGUGCCUUGAGAGUAGAUUCAACAUGUUGCUGCCUGGGCUCUGCACACCACCUGAAAUAACUUCACCUUUCUUUGUAACCGGUUUGCCCUCACCUGCCACAGUUAAAGUAGAUAAAGUGUUAUAAGGCUCUCUUUUAGAGCUCUAGGCAGGUGAAGGCAAAUGGCCCAAAUGCCCUAAAAGUAUUUCAGAGCCAUUUUUUCAAAUCAGGUGUGUCUGCUCUUAAUGUUAUUGGGUGGGGAAUCACAUUGUCCUUUAUAUAUACAUAUAUCUGUUGAGGAGUUUGACUUUAGCUGCUUCUUGUUUUUCAAUAUGCAACCACUUUGGUCAUAGAGGAAAUGUUAUUAUAGCGUAUCUGGAAAGGAAAUAAGAUUUGUUUUGUUUGCACUGAAGCAUAACCGUUUGUCUGUUGAAGCUGAUCGUAGUUGAGUCUGAAUACUGGCCCGUUACUGUUUAGUGCUGGACAGAGAUGUAGCCAUCCGUGCUAGGGUUUCCUGGAAACAUCUCAGUUACUAAACUUUGGACAGUUUCGUCUUGUAUAGCAAAGGAUCAUGGGGGCUUUUUCUUUUUCACCAGAAGUCCAAUCGAAAUGAACUUUAAUUUAGAAUACGUUUGAUCUGGUUUUUAGGUUAUGCCCACUUUUACAUGUCCUCAGUUGUAAAAAUCCUGGAGAAAACAGGAUUUCUGCUGCUGAAAUGUUUCCAGAAAACCCCGUUGCGGUGACGAUGAUGUCAUUUUCAUGGUUCUUCCACACUGGCUGGCUGGAAACUGGUCACGACUGUUCCUUUAAGGAAGGAAAUUUAUUUGGAUUAUUUAUUUUUAAAAAAGUGUACAGUAUUUAAAAGAAAAAAAACACCUUUUUUUGUGUUCACACUAUAACGUGAUAUCCAGAAGUUCUCUUAAGACAAUUGACAAGUUGGACUACUGAGAGUUCUGACAUCCCAAGUGUUUUUGUUGGGUUAACUACAGUGUAAGUUUAUUUUAUUUUUUUAAGGAUUGUCUGGUUGGUUGAUGUGCAAUAUGUUUUGUAUGCAGGUAGUUUUAAAUAAACUUGAUCUUCUACAUAGAUCUAAAGCCCA